AUGACAAAAUUUAGAGGUUGCAUUGACAUCCAUUCGGGUCAAGUUAAACAAAUAGUAGGAGGAUCAUUAACACUCAACGAAAAUGACAACUUAACUAAAGAAAACUUUGUAUCAACAAAACCAUCAUCAUAUUAUGCACAACUAUAUAAAGAUAAUAACCUAAAGGGUUGUCAUGUUAUAAAACUUGGAACAAGUACAGCAAACGACGAAGCCGCAGAAUUGGCUUGUAAAACAUGGCCUAAUGAAUUACAAGUUGGUGGUGGUGUCAAUUUGGAAAAUGCUCAAGCUUGGCUAGAUAAAGGUGCUUCACAAAUUAUCAUUACUAGUUGGUUAUUUUCAGAUAAAAACGGAACUAUGGAAUUGGAUUUUGAAAAAUUGGCAAAGAUCAGUGAAAAAGUAGGGAAAGAUAAAUUAGUGGUAGAUCUAAGUUGUAGAAAAGUCAAGGAAAAUGAAUGGUUUGUGGCUAUGAAUAAAUGGCAAACUAUAACAGGUAACAAAUUAAGUAAAGAAUUUAUAUCAAAAGUUAGUGAGUAUUGUAAUGAACUACUAAUCCAUGCUGCUGAUGUUGAAGGUUUAUGUAAUGGAAUAGAUGAGAAAUUAGUUCAAAAAUUAGGUGAAUGGUGUCCUGAAAAUUGUAGCAUAGUCUAUGCGGGUGGUGCAAAGUCAAUAAAUGAUUUAGAAUUAGUCAAAGAAUUGAGCAACGGUAAAGUUGAUUUAACAUUCGGAAGUGCUCUUGAUAUUUUUGGUGGGAAACUAGUUAAAUUUGAAGAAUUAAUAAAUUGGAACAAUAAUAGUAAUUAG
Lodderomyces pseudojiufengensis is the source of this 801-nucleotide messenger RNA. RefSeq names its product 1-(5-phosphoribosyl)-5- ((5-phosphoribosylamino)methylideneamino)imidazole-4-carboxamide isomerase. Gene Ontology annotation, cellular component: cytoplasm. Lineage: Eukaryota; Fungi; Ascomycota; Pichiomycetes; Serinales; Debaryomycetaceae. The record is from RefSeq and is a predicted model, not a curated record. The transcript has a single exon. Bases 1 to 801 code for a protein of 266 amino acids. Gene Ontology annotation, biological process: L-tryptophan biosynthetic process; L-histidine biosynthetic process. Gene Ontology annotation, molecular function: 1-(5-phosphoribosyl)-5-[(5-phosphoribosylamino)methylideneamino]imidazole-4-carboxamide isomerase activity.